UUAGCUGUAUCAUACCUGUCUUUUUCUCUCUCCCUCCUUUCUCUCACAACAUUGUGAAAAAGAUCAUAGAUUUAGAGAGAAGAGAGAAGAGAGAAGAGAGAAGAGAGAAGAACAAAUUAAAAACCCAAAAAAAUAAUUACGUAGUAAUAAUAAUAAACAAGAGAGAUUCCAUUUUAUUUUAGUUUAUUCUCAGCCAAAAGGAAUAGGGGGAGAAAAUCUUCAAAAGAAAUAGUGAAUUAACAACACAAAAACAAAUUAACAAGAAAUUGAUCUUGUAAUAAUAAUAAUAAAUAAUAACUCUCCCCCUUAAUUCCUAAUUGUGCUGUGUGUUUUUUGAGGUAGUGUUGGUAGUAUACAAAACAUAGACAUUGUUCUUUAUCAUUUCAAAACGUGAUACGUGAUAAAGUUACAUAUAUCUAAAUCUUUGUAAGUAGUCGGCUCUUAACACCCCUUUAGUGGGAGGAAGGAAGGAUAUUUGCCUAUUGGGUAUAGAAAUGGCACAAUUACCUCCAAAAGUGCCUAGCAUUAUGCCCCAGAAUCCUCAUCAUUGUCCUCAUCAAGAGCAGCAGCAACAACAACAAUGGCAAGAAUUCAUGCGCCCUCAUCAGCAGCAGCAGCAGCAGCAGCAGCAGCAGCAGCAGCAGCAACAACAACAGCAACAUCAGCAGGCAGCGGGGCAGAAUCCACCCUGGGUAGAUGAGUUUAUGCAGUUCUCGGCAGUGAAGCGAGGAACACACCGGAGGACGGUGAGCGAAUCCUCGGUGGCAUUCGUGGAGACAGGAACUGCGGUGCCGUACGUAAACGGCACAGUAUUCCGUCCACCAGAAAUAACAGGGAGGAGUAAAAACAAUAAUGAUGAUGAUGAGUUUGAUAAGUUUGACGAUGAGCAGUUCAUGUCGAUGUUUAGCAAUGAGUUAGGAGGGUCGUCUUCGAACCCUUCAUCAACUUCAGACCAUAACAGCACGAAUGAGGAUAAGAAGAAAGGGACGACGAGGAAGGGGGAGGAGGGAUUUGGAGGCAGAGAGAAAGUGGAAGACGGCGAAAAGGCGGAGGAGGUUGAGAGUUCGUGUAAGUUUGAUAAGGAACAAGGACAAGUGCAAACACAAGCUAAUGGUAAUGUUAAUUGUAAUAACAAAGGUGGUACUGGUACUGGUACUGACACUGGUACUGGUAAUGCAGCUGAUGUAGGUGUUGCUGAUCCUGAUCAGCAACCUGUAGUUGAUCCAAAGAGGGUUAAGAGAAUAUUGGCAAACCGGCAAUCAGCACAAAGAUCAAGGGUAAGGAAGUUGCAGUACAUAUCCGAGCUCGAACGCAGCGUUACCGCUUUACAAAGUGAAGUAUCAGCAUUGUCCCCAAGGGUUGCAUUCCUGGAUCAUCAACGCAUGAUUCUAAACGUCGACAACAGCACUCUCAAAGCCAAAAUAGCAGCUCUUGCCCAAGAUAAGAUCUUCAAAGAUGCUCAUCAAGAAGCAAUGAAGAGAGAAAUAGAGAGGCUCAGGCAAGUUUAUUACCAGCAGAACCUAAACAAGCCUGAAAACAUUGUUCCACCACCCAUUACCACUCAGUCUCAACCACCCGACACCACACUUCACAAGAAUGAGCAACUUACAGGUUAAAAUAAUAAAAACAUGUUCGUUCUUCAGGUUAUACUGUACUAUACCUCAAUGGAGGAAGAUUUAUGUCAGAAGCAUUCUUUGUAAUAAAUUAAUUCCUCUGGGUUUCUCCUUGUAACCAUACAGA
This is a messenger RNA of Spinacia oleracea (spinach), 1740 nucleotides long. Its product is annotated as basic leucine zipper 34. Gene Ontology annotation, molecular function: DNA binding; DNA-binding transcription factor activity. The record is from RefSeq and is a predicted model, not a curated record. The transcript has 4 exons. Gene Ontology annotation, cellular component: nucleus. Bases 495 to 1616 code for a protein of 373 amino acids. NCBI's taxonomy places the organism in Eukaryota, Viridiplantae, Streptophyta, Magnoliopsida, Caryophyllales, Amaranthaceae. Gene Ontology annotation, biological process: positive regulation of DNA-templated transcription.